GAGGAGGAGCUCCACACCUGAGGCUCAGUGUAGAGAGCUCCUCCUCAUUAACCGUCUGCAUAGUGUAGAAACUACAGCAGUCUGUGUACAGCAGGCACGUUAGAAAGUGUCUAGACUGAAGACAUAAAUCCUAUCAGCGUUGUUUUGUUCUUCGCCUCUUAAAGCCUCCACAUGGAAUUGUGUGAGCGAUGCGCGCGACUUUUUAAAGACGUUGAAGCCCUUAUUAAGGAGGAAACAGAAAGCUUUGUGCAGAGAGUGAAAGGUGUUGCUGGGAGAAUCUCGAAGUGCUGUGGCUGGGGUAAAACAUCUGCUGUCCCUCAUGAAAAACUUUAUGAACUUCUGCGACGACAGCACUUGAAGCGUGAAAGCAGCUCCAGACUGAACCAUCACCUUCCCACAGUACAGAAUCGUGACUCAACUGUAUUACUGGAGACAUGCUGUACUCUCCUGCAGUCAGAUGAUGUGGAGGAUCAGAGGACAGUGACUCUGUCCAUGCUUAAUCUUCUCAUAGACAGGAAAGUUAAAGAAGAGCAUGUCAUUGAGAUGGGGCUUUUGGAGCCACUGGUUGAUCUCCUACAGUCUGGUGAUAACACAGUUCAAUGUCACUCCAGUGCAUGUAUUGCUUUGCUAGCCUCUUCAGAUUCAAACAGAGAGGUGAUUGUGGCCUCUGAUGCUGUGCUGCCUCUGCUUGUCCUGGCACGGGCCUUUGAUCCAAAAGUUCAACAAAAUGCUGUCAGAGCCCUUCUUAAUCUUACCAAAUCUGAGAAUACGGUAGAUGUGCUUUGUAAAGAGGGAAUUAUACCUGUGCUGGCUCUACUGUUACAGUCAACUGAUUCUGAAGUUCAGUUCUGCAGCUGCUAUGCAUUGAGUAAUAUUGCUGCAGUUCCAGAGCAUCACAGAAAAAUGCUCCAAAUUGGUGACCGUUUCCUGCUGAAAUCCCUGGUCUUACUUAUGGGCUCAUCUGUUCUUAAGAAUUCCACCCAGGCCAGUCAGUGCCUCAGGAGCCUCACUUUGAAUGGUGAGGCACAUAAUCAACUGGUUGGGCUGGAUUGGGUGUGCCCACUGUUGACCCUCCUGAGAGCCCCAGAACAUACCCCCCCUGAAACUGCUUUAAUGCUGCUCUCUCAGCUUUCUGCCCACCCACCAAAGAGAGAGUCUCUGGUGAAUCAGGGUGUGAUUCCUGUUUUGGGAGACCUGCUUCUCACACAUCUGCCUAACCCAACUAUAGUCACUCACUGCACUGUUACCUUCAACCACCUCUGGGACAUUGUGGAGAGUCUGCAGGUCCCGCUGCCGAUCGAAUGCUUGUCUGGGCUUCUUCUGGCUCUUGAGUUUCAUUGGAAGGAGGAUGACGUUGUUUUAAGUGUAUUAAUUUGCCUCUAUUCACUGGCUUGUCAUGACUCUCUCCGAUUCGGUCUUGUCGAGAAAAUGACUACAACUCACAUUGGCAGACUUGUGGUCAUCUCCAGUGAAAGCAAAAAUGUUGAAUUGUCUUUUGCUGCCGGUUCUUUAAUCAGCAAAUUAGACAUAAAUGAUGAACUACUGAAACUUCACCACAAAGCCAUUGUGGAAUACUUGAUGAGAUUCCUUCGCAGUCAGGAAGUGAGAUUUCAGCAGCUUGCUAUCUCUAGUGUGUCUAAUCUCAAAAAAGGUGGAGGGCUGGGCAGAAUGGUGACGAGGGUGGAUCUGGAGCAGGAGCUGAACAGAGUGCAGCAGCAGACUGAACACACCAGACAGCUGCUCCUGAUGCUCCGGCAGGACACUUUAACUAUGGGCAAACCCUGAAGCAGCAGUGUUGAUUGAAUUUAUGUGUUUACCAUGACUAAUGCAGAGUUUUAUAGCAACUUGUAUUAUUAAUUUUUGCAUAGCAGUGUUUUUAUGUUUGUGUUUUUAUACUUUUAAUAAUACUUUUUAAAUUAUUUUUUACAAUGUUUUGCUGAAGAACAAAGUUCUGGAUGAUGUGACAAUUUUUGUACACAGUGAGGUCUAAAUGUCUAAAACCACCAAUAAAUGUUCUU
Messenger RNA from Astyanax mexicanus (Mexican tetra), 2018 nucleotides. RefSeq lists its product as uncharacterized. Gene Ontology annotation, biological process: nucleus-vacuole junction assembly. Lineage: Eukaryota; Metazoa; Chordata; Actinopteri; Characiformes; Acestrorhamphidae. The coding region runs from base 172 to 1785 and encodes 537 amino acids. Gene Ontology annotation, molecular function: protein-membrane adaptor activity; protein binding. The transcript is spliced from 13 exons. The record is from RefSeq and is a predicted model, not a curated record.